Messenger RNA from Bactrocera latifrons, 1563 nucleotides. RefSeq names its product lectin subunit alpha-like. NCBI's taxonomy places the organism in Eukaryota, Metazoa, Arthropoda, Insecta, Diptera, Tephritidae. The transcript has 4 exons. Gene Ontology annotation, cellular component: external side of plasma membrane. Gene Ontology annotation, molecular function: carbohydrate binding. The coding region runs from base 234 to 965 and encodes 243 amino acids. Gene Ontology annotation, biological process: biological process involved in interspecies interaction between organisms. The record is from RefSeq and is a predicted model, not a curated record.
UUGCUUGGUAAGUAUUUUAGUAAAUAAUAUUAGUUUUGAGUAAACUAUUUUUAGUUUUAUUUAACUUUGAAUUUUACUGAAAUACAACGAUGCACCAAAUUUAAUUACUAUUUUGGAAUUGGUUGCAAUAGACGUUAACAACCUUACAAUAUAAAUGCAAACUGUGGGUCAGCUUAUCACUGUCCUCGAUUCUUUAACCAAUAAAAUUCCUUUUAGUUUAUACUAUUGUAUAAAUGUUGUUUCUUUAUGCAUCACUAAUUCUCUUAACUAAUACAUACAUUUGGUUAUCAGCAAAUUCACAAGUUGCUGCAUUGAAGCAUAUUAACCUUAUCAAAAUUAAAAACCUUCUUAUCAAUGUUUUUAUUUGUAAAAAUGUAUACAAUAUAUAUAUUUUAGAAAAGUUACUUCCACGUAAAACACCCGUUUCAUUUCAUUACCAAUUCAGAGGUUCGUUCAAAUUUCCUAAAAUAUUUGCAGCCAAAAUGUUUUUAAAAUCAAGUGUUUUAUUCUCAUUACAUGCAAUUAUUGCAGCAUAUGACAAAGCAGAGACCUCCGUUGUUUUGGGCUUAUAUCGUUUUUUAAUUGUGGACCAAUUAAAGUUACCUUGGGACAAUGCAUUACAAUACUGCGCCAACAUGAAUAUGACACUGUUUACUCCCAAUACGGAAGAACGUACUGAAAAACUAAGCCAAUUCCUUACAGAAAUAAACUUUGUUGAUAAACCAAAUAUUGGCAAUGAUUACAUCUAUUGGACUUCUGGCAAAUAUGACCAAAAUCGUAAAGAAUUUAUUUGGUACAGCACUGGUGAACAGUUCAAUUAUACUAAUUGGCUUCCGAACAUGCCCGAUAAUUGGCGAGAUGAUGAAUUUUGCGUUGAAAUGGGAUUCCGUGAAGUAGGAAAAUGGAAUGAUAAUCGUUGUAUAUAUAAACGACAUUUCAUUUGUGAGCAUUUGGUAGUAAUGUAGAUACAUUGUUAUUUCAAUUUUAAAGUAAUAAAUGUAUAUAUUUAAUGUAAUAUACGUACACUCUAAAUACUAUUGUAAUAACCACACAUUUCAAAUUUAUUGUUGUUCCUUACCUUUAAGCAUAAGAUAAUUAAUUUGUUAUGUCGAAGCAUUGCAUUAACAUUUAAAAUUAUAUAACUUUGUUCCAAUAUCCAUAUAUACAUAUGUAUGUAUAAACAUUAUUUAAUUCUCUGAUACUGACUUAAUGAUGCUACAAAUAAACAACAAAAACAUAUUUUUUGGCGCUAUAACACAACUGCAAUUUUACUCCAGUACACAGACAGAUAAUUAUUAUACGUUCUCUGCUUUCUCUGCUUCCAACUAGACAAACAGAGAAUGAAAAUAAAUAUGCGUAUAAAAUAUAUAUGUUUGUCAAUUAUUCUAUAACGCAAGUAAACAAUUGAUCUCGCUUCAGUUAUAUUUAAAAACACAUUCACAUUGGCGCUCAUUUACGUAACAGUAUAAUUAUACACAUUUAAAAAGUUUAAUAAACAUUCCAAUUAUAAAAUAUCGCUUAAAUAACUAUGGCACUGCGCCUGCUGUCUGUUUAUUGUGCGAC